UAUACUGUGCCUCUCAUUGUUUUGGCUGCUGUUGGCUAUCGACAGUCUUUUUUUACCCUAUCUAUACAGUCAAAGAAACACCACGUCGUUGUUGCCUUAACCCGGUUGUCGCGGCGCCCCCAGAAUUCUUAGUGUUACUAAAUACGACUUGACUACUUAUUCCCACCCCCCCGAUGCUCCUUCGGGGUUGAAAGACCUCUUCAACUACCGCUCACCUAUUCCUCUAACCAACGCCGCCUCCUAUCCUCAUCGCCCCCCCGAUCUCCUCAUCUACCCCCCUCCUUGAAUGACUAGCGCACCUCACCAUGUCGCCUUCCACCGCACAUGUAUCCAGCCAACUAAGGCAGCUGAUAUAUUACCACCUUGAUAACAACCUCGUCCGCAAUGCGCUUUUUCUUGCCGGCCGGCUACACGCAUACGAGCCCCGGGCGUCGGAAUCUUCAUACUUACUCGCCUUAUGUCACCUUCAAAACGGUCAGGUGAAAGCAGCCUAUGACUAUAGCAAGAACUUUGGAUCUAGAGGCACACAUCUUGGCUGCGCAUAUGUCUUCGCUCAGGCGUGCUUGGACCUGGGGAAAUAUCUCGACGGCAUCAAGGCGCUGGAUCGAAGCAAAGGGCUUUGGGCUUCCAAGAAUCAUUGGGGCAAACACAGCGAAACACGCAGGCAACAUCUACCCGAUGCGGCAGCAGUGUUAUGUCUGCAGGGUAAAUUAUGGCAUGCCCAUAAUCAGCUCAACACGGCUGUAGAAUGCUAUGCCGAGGCGCUCAAGUUGAACCCGUUCAUGUGGGAUGCCUUCCUGGGCCUAUGUGAAACUGGGGUCAAUAUUCGCGUCCCUAAUAUCUUCAAAAUGACACCGGAUCUCAACGCUUUAGUAUCGUCUGCUUCACAGGAGGACUCGGAUUUCUCCUCGGACAAGCCAGUGUCUACAAGUGGGCCGUUGCAAACGCAAGCGAAAUUGAACUCAAGUGUUGACCCCUUUACUACGGCAACGUCUCGGAGUGAGGCAAUCACCACCCAUGGAAGCUCGGCUUUGUGGGAGAAACUCAACGGAAGCACCGUCAGCGUGGCAUCUACAGGAGCACCAACCGCGCCUGCAGUUCGGGAAGGCACCGAAACCCCGGGGGCACAAAGCAGCGAGUCGGACGACGUUCGUGGCGCGCAUCGGAGCGAUCCAUCUUGGGAGCCACCUUUGGCUCCUGCACGGAAAAAUAGGACCAUACAGACCAUCAACGCCGAUCACACAAUGGACUCCCCACCCAAAAUGAAGCCCACGGGUAUUCGGCCCAGAACAAGGACCAAAGCUGAGGUCGAGGAGCAGGCUGCAACCCAUGCGGAGCGAGAAGUCACUCACGGAUCCCGGGUGGGCGAUCGCAAGCGGACGGUCUCGGGAUCGGUGGCUCAUUCUGCGUCGCAACCCACCGAACCAGGGGCGCCGCAACGGCGGAGCGUCCGGCUUUUCAAUCAGAUAAAGCCUACCACAAGCAAGCUUUCCAGCACGACGCUCGGAGCGAAAGAUGUCAGGGAGCUGAAGAAAGUAAGGUCUACUGGCGCGAAAGGUCGGACCACCGCCACUACAAGUGUGGGCCGUGUCGUAAGCGGCAAUCGAAAACACCUCAAUGACGCGCAUGAUGGCGAAAGCAAGGAGCACCGGCCAGCGACACUGGUGCCGAACGGAGUUCACCAUACUUCUUCCAGGGGAGCUUCACUUGAUCGGUCUAAAGCAGUUGAGGCGUUGAUUUGGUUGUUAGAGCUAUUUUCCAAACUGGCAUCGGGAUACUUUGCGCUCUCUCGUUAUCGUUGCGCUGAAGCCACGCAGAUCUUUGCGGCCUUGUCUCAGGGCCAGCGGGAGACCCCUUGGGUCCUUUCGCAGAUUGGGCGAGCAUAUUACGAGCAAGCGAUGUAUUCGGAGGCCGAGAAGUAUUUUGUCCGGGUGAAGACGAUGGCUCCAUCACGGUUAGAGGAUAUGGAAAUCUACUCGACCGUGCUCUGGCAUCUCAAGAAUGAUGUCGAGCUAGCCUAUUUAGCACACGAAUUGAUGGAGAUUGAUCGUCUAUCCCCUCAGGCGUGGUGUGCCGUUGGCAAUUCUUUUUCUCACCAGCGUGACCAUGACCAGGCCCUCAAGUGUUUCAAGCGAGCAACGCAGCUCGACCCUCACUUCGCGUAUGGGUUCACGUUGCAAGGGCAUGAGUUUGUGGCCAACGAAGAAUACGACAAGGCACUCGAUGCAUACCGGCAUGGCAUUAGUGCUGACAGUCGCCAUUAUAAUGCCUGGUAUGGAUUGGGUACAGUAUACGAGAAGAUGGGUAAGCUCGAUUUUGCCGAACAACAUUUCCGCAAUGCAGCCAACAUUAACCCGACAAACGCGGUGCUCAUCUGCUGCAUUGGGCUUGUUCAGGAGAAAAUGGAUAACCCCCGAGCCGCUUUAGCCCAGUAUGGGCGCGCUUGCCAACUGGCCCCUCAUUCCGUGCUUGCUCGGUUCCGCAAGGCGCGGAUGCUGAUGAAGCUUUCGGAGCUCAAGUUGGCUCUAACGGAAUUGAAGGCUUUGAAGGACAUGGCACCUGAUGAGGCCAACGUGCAUUAUCUCCUGGGUAAACUCUACAAGAUGUUGCAUGAAAAGGCCAACGCGAUCAAGCACUUUACGACUGCGUUGAACUUGGAUCCCAAGGUAAGUCUGAUCCUGGAGGACCCCAUCUGGAAGGGCCGGGCUAAUUGGAUCUGCAGGCGGCCCAAUACAUCAAGGACGCCAUGGAGUCGCUGGAUGACGACGAAGAAGAUGACGAAGAUAUGGCCUGAUUGUUUCUUCCUUGUUGUUACUAUUCUUCUCCGUUUACCUGUGAACUGUGGUCUGGUUCCUCUGUACCCUGUUCAGUAUUGGCGGGGGGGCGGCGUUUUUCCCGGAUUGAAUUUGUGCAAGCAUCAGCAUUAUGAGGGCGUUAGCCGGCGGGUUGGUUAGCGAGGGCAUUUUCGAGUCGAGGCUCCUGGGUUGGAUUCUGUAUCUUAGCGAGGGAGGAGGGCUGGGAACGAGCGACGACGAGGCCGGACGACAGGACCUGAACAUACUCUCUUGGAUGUCGGUCGUCCGAGCCGGCUGCAUAAUCGAGGCUAUUGUUAGCAUAAUGAUUGCACUGCCAUUGGAACCA
Messenger RNA from Aspergillus sclerotioniger CBS 115572, 3141 nucleotides. RefSeq names its product anaphase promoting complex subunit bimA. The coding region runs from base 306 to 2954 and encodes 882 amino acids. Gene Ontology annotation, biological process: cell division. The record is from RefSeq and is a predicted model, not a curated record. Gene Ontology annotation, molecular function: protein binding. The transcript is spliced from 3 exons. NCBI's taxonomy places the organism in Eukaryota, Fungi, Ascomycota, Eurotiomycetes, Eurotiales, Aspergillaceae.